UUAGGUUGAAUUUACGACCAAAAAUUUGAAGAAGACGCAGUUUAAAGCUCUUUUAAGUGUAUGCCUUGGUACAAUGUAUGGCGACUUAAUUUGAGUCGCAUAAGACACUAGUGUAAAACUAGAUGUGGUUCAUAUGUAUUACUGGGAAUUAUUGAAAGUAAGUGUUCGACUACAAAAACUGUUUCAACCCCCAAGUUUUGAUUCUUUCCGUGGGAAGCAAGUGAAGAAACGACACCAAGAAAUGAAACGCCUCUGAGCAAAUCAGCUGUAUUUUAACGAAUGCUCUAUACUUCGACUAUGUCCCCUAUCGACCAUCAAUUCAUUUACCAGUGCGGUUGAUCAAAAUGAUUUGAAAAACAAAAUCAAGUUUUUACCAGGAUCGACAUUGCCUGAAUGCCAUUGCCAUAUAUUAGCCAAACAUAAGUUUCAAAAAUCGAUAUAUAUUAGCUCAAAUUUCGCUUGUCUUAUGGCAUAUUUUGUUUUCGUGAUGACAAGUAGAAUCUGACAACUUCGUUAAAUAUGUAGGAGAUGGUGUAUUACAUUUACAUGUAGACUUCGUGUCUUGCAGAGAUCAUCUAAUCUAUCGCUAUCGACCGCUCUCGUGCUUUCCUGGUAAUGACAAUAUUGUUUCAGGAAUCCACUUGCCAUGCAACUGUUAUAUCUGGCACACUCAAGUGAUAUUCAAACACGCACAUGUUAGUAAAGUUAAACGUAAUGAGGGUAUGCGUAUUCUGGUGGCUAUGACUGUGUGGUCAACUAUUUCCUAUUCCUGUCUUUAACUUUCAGAAAAGCGAAACGACAUGAGCGAUUAGCAUCUUUAAGCCAGCCAGGCAACAAGGCCUUAAGAAGCGGUGAUCCGAAGCCAAGAAGUACCCCAAAGAUACCAGCGUCCCGACGUCUGUCCGUCUCCGCUUUCAGGAAUACAAUGCAGACUCUAGAAGCACGUUUAGAAUUGCUUCCAAAGUAAUUGAUUUGCGUUGUAAUUUGACUUUUCUCGUCGCUUUUAAUUCGCCGAGACAUCAGAUUUAUUGUCCUUUAUUCAUUUCCUGUGCCAUGAUUACAGGUCAAAGCCUUUUGCAAAAACAUAAUGGAUUAUCAAGACAAGUUAAUUCGUAUAGUAAACCAGUUACGGUUGGUUUUUGAAAUGUCACUGCGUAUAGAAACUAGAUUCGACUAAACAUCGGUGUCUUCUUUGAGGGGGUUAAUCAAAAACGUGAUGUUUUGAGGAAUUCAUUAUCAUUGCAGACGUACAUAUACAACGCACACCCACUCUUUGCUUUGAAAUCAUAUCGAGGGGCUUAGAAGAGAGAGGACAAGAAUAAUCACUGAAGUCACUUUAAGUUUCACGACAAAUGAAAUUCCGGCAAUGCCUUAUAUGGUUGCGACAGACUACGUAACACCUCCACAGUAGGACAAUUUGCCUAGAAGCAGCACACUGAUUGGCGAGUUAAUCAGAAUGAUUCGUGGUACAAAUUCACGACCAAAAGGAGGUGUAAAUCUUUGCUGAAAAGAAUUUGCAGCCUAAAGGAACAAAAUGCAGAAUGCGCAAGCGAACGGACAUGGCGGUGCUAAAUCAAGCUGUUUGCCAUUACGAAUGCACGUCUUCUUCCCAACCAUUAUGUACUACGGUAUUAUCACUACUGGUGGGUUAGUGGCACUUCCGAUCGGCAUUAUUUCGAUGGAGAUGCACGGCAGCUGUCUUCUGUACGGCCAUGUGAAGUGGGUGAAGAACACUACAUUCAUUCCAAUAUUGGACAGACCCGUGCCUUGUCACUUUGUGGUAUCUUUACAGGCGAUUUCAAGCAUCAUAUGGGGUAUUUGUAUGGCAGGAUAUCAUACAUACAGCUUGCUGAUGGAACCAGAGACGACAGCUACCGUCUUGAAGCAAUUGUGUUUCUCCGUUAUCAACAUACCUACUUCACUUUUGAUGCUGGUGGCAGCUUGCGUCACUAGUGACGGCUAUCGGCAUUUCUGUGCCAGUCUGAUGAAGACCUCAAGAAUUGAGAGGUGCGCCGAUGGGGAAAACGACGCAUGGCGACAGAGCUGGUGGUUUAAAACACGAGAGGACAGUUUUACUCCAAAAUUUGCCUAUUACUACCAGAUGGCAGAGGCAGCAAUGUGGGCCAACUUUGGACUGUGGACGAUGCAGGCGCUUUUAUCAACAGUGCCCAUGAUAAUACAGCGCCGCCUUCUGGUUUCAAAACUUAUAGCUGUGAGAUACAAGCGGAGCAUGACUGCACGAAGUUCGCUUACGGGACUGUCAUCAAAUCCGGGCUCACCAAGAAGAAUGAGCACGAUAAGUGAAGUAAAUUACAAAUUUUCAAUACAGGUUGGUGAUCUAGAAGAUAUCGAGGAAUUAUCGUCAGAUGGAGAGUUGCUGGAGUUGCCCGCCAUUUCUAAACGUGACUACAACGAUUCAGUAACCAGUGAAGAUGAGGUACAUCAAAGUUUGAAAUCGGAUCUUAAAACAAAAGAACAUGAAAGUGUGUUUUCACAAGAGCAAUUUGAAAAAGAACCUUGUGAAUGCUCAAGAAGAAAAGCAGGAUUUUUAUAUUGCAACACGUCAACUACACUGGUCAGCAUGGAUGGCUCGCUGCCGGUGGAAGUCAACUCAGACGCUCAGCUUUCUGUCUCCUGCAGUUCUUGCAAUACAAAAGAUUAUACGAAUGAGACACACACGAGGGAUGGGUCUUGCGUUAGUUCCAAGCAUUCGGAAAUAUCUAUCGACAGUGAGAAAGAAAAAAUUAACAAUGUAAUUUGUGCGAGUGGUAAUAUUGAACAGAUCGAAAAUUGCAGUCACUUCUCAAAUACGUUUCCAUCAAUCUCGGAACGAAUGACUAAAAGUGUGGUUGAAUUCACGAUUGGUGAGGAUGGUGAACAAUUGCAAAACGCAAACGAUUCACCUGAAAUAAACGAUAUGUCCUUUGAAUCAAUUACAAAUUGCCGCCUGUACCGCGGGGGCGACACUGACAAACCUGGGUCAUGGCCCAUGCCAAGAAAAGCUUAUCAAAAUUCAAGAUUAUCAGAGAAACGCUAAACACGUCAUUCCGUUCAAUUUCU
Messenger RNA from Lingula anatina, 3060 nucleotides. RefSeq lists its product as uncharacterized. Lineage: Eukaryota; Metazoa; Brachiopoda; Lingulata; Lingulida; Lingulidae. The record is from RefSeq and is a predicted model, not a curated record.